Clonostachys solani is the source of this 477-nucleotide messenger RNA. Lineage: Eukaryota; Fungi; Ascomycota; Sordariomycetes; Hypocreales; Bionectriaceae. The record is from the annotation of a GenBank genome assembly.
AUGUGGCGCCUACGCUUUCUGGAGAGGCUUUUCCCACGCCUGGGCAACCCGGCUUUGAAGUUACUCUUAUACGAGGUGGAACAAAUCCAUAAAUAUGUGGCUGCUCCCAUCACCACAAAGUUGGUCCGAGCUUCACAACCAAGGCCCAACAGGCCUACAACACCAUCAUUCACCCCAGUGCCUAUCAAAAUUGAAGAAGAUGAUGAAGCCGCCUGCAUCUCAAUCACCAAGAUUCCCGAGAGGCCCCCGGUGCCGACUAUUGUCUUAACCACACCUGGAGGGCAUCUUAUUUCAGGAGACAAUCUGCCGGAGUGGAAGAGGAUCGAGCUCCCAAUUUCAUACCGGCUCAACAAAUACCAGCAGAACAACAAUGAGUGGCUAAGCCCAGCCCUCUGCCGAAGACUGCGUAGGAAAUCACGGCGACGACAGAUGCGCAGCGCAAACCAAGACGUCUCCUACCCUCAAAAGGCUUUCUAA